AUGGCGGCAAACAGCAGCUGCAACAGUAGUGGUGUUGGUGGCGGUAGUACCAAUAGUGGCUACACUUUAAAUAAAUACAAAACUCAUUUGAACCAACAUCAUCACCCACUUCAUCAUCUUCAACAGCAGCAGCAACAGCAUUUUAGUGGCAGCAGUAGCAGUGGUAUUAUGGGUGGUGGUAAUGUUAGUAAUUGCAGUAGUGGUGGUGGCAGUGGUGGUAGUAGUGUUAUUGUUGGUGUUGACGUUGGUGUUGCCGCUGCUGUAGCAGCAGCUACCGCCCCUGCAGAGCCGGCUGCCUAUGCUUCCGUGGCUGUGGUUAAUGCCAACUCUACAAAUGGCAAUAGUAGCAAUAGUGUAAGACAACCAAAUAAAAGAAAAUUUUCCACUUUCUUUUAG
Molecule: messenger RNA, 396 nt
Organism: Lucilia sericata (common green bottle fly)
Lineage: Eukaryota; Metazoa; Arthropoda; Insecta; Diptera; Calliphoridae
Product: MOB kinase activator-like 2
Exons: 1
Coding region: 1-396 (131 amino acids)
Source: RefSeq, a predicted model, not a curated record